Messenger RNA from Salvia miltiorrhiza (redroot sage), 763 nucleotides. RefSeq lists its product as uncharacterized. The transcript has 2 exons. Lineage: Eukaryota; Viridiplantae; Streptophyta; Magnoliopsida; Lamiales; Lamiaceae. The record is from RefSeq and is a predicted model, not a curated record. The coding region runs from base 71 to 763 and encodes 230 amino acids.
ACACCCACGAAAUUACACACUCUUCCUCCUCACUUUCACUUCCAAAUCCAACUACAAGGCACCUUUUGCUAUGGCACCACGUGUAACAAAGGGCAAGGGAAAGGGGAAGGCCAGUACCUCCCGCGCCGAUGAGGUGACUAUCACUCGGCACAAUCCUCAAUUCUAUGGGAUUCAACUUCCUACUCCGGACUCCCGCGAACGUUGGGAGCAACUUUGUGCCAUUCCUCACCGGCAAUGCCGGUAUAUUUGCUCGGAGACUAUCGAGGCCAUGGGAAUAGCCGAAGACAUUUGGUCUUUGGCGGAUAGAGGCGGAUGGCGGCGAGUAAUCACCGGGGGAUGGUUAGCAUACCGAGGGCUCACUCUUGAGUUCCUCUCCACAUUCAAGCUCAUCAAGUCCAACGGAGCUCCAUCAAGAAUCUCUUUCCAACUCGGGAAUGAGCCCCGAGAGCUAACUAUUGAUGAGUUGGACGAGAUUUUGGGUUGCCCCCAAGGAGGAGCAUACGCCGGUGGGUUAGAGUUCAAUCCCACCCGUAUGUGGGAACGAUGUCACUUUCGAGGCGUGGAGGAGAUUGCAGGCUAUGACUCCCGGCGAUCAAAGGCGGCGUCAUUGCGCAACCCGGUUAUCCGCCUUACCCAACGGGCCUUCGGGUUCACUUUCCUAGGUCGGGAGAAUGUGGGCUUUUGUCGGUCGAAUGAGCUCUUACUCAUUCAAGGCGCCCUCACCAACAUCUCCUUAUCUCUUGGGUGUCUUUUGGCCGACUAA